Molecule: messenger RNA, 873 nt
Organism: Hyaloperonospora brassicae
Lineage: Eukaryota; Oomycota; Peronosporomycetes; Peronosporales; Peronosporaceae
Source: the annotation of a GenBank genome assembly
AUGAUGGAGUCCAACAGCAAAGACAAGUCCUUCGGCGCCGCGUUUCUCACAACGCACAAGAGUAACAUCGCGCUAUGGUCGGGCUUUGUCGUCGUCGUGUUCUUCUGCUAUCACUUGUUCAGCGACGGCGACUUUUCGUUCUUGAUGACCAUGGGCGCGUGCGUGCGCGCCUUCGGCUUUGCCUUCUUGAUCUUCAAGGCGUUCUCGCAGCGCUCGGUGGCUGGUCUGUCGCUCAAGACGCUGGAGCUCUAUGCGUUCGUGUUCCUCUUUCGCCUCAGCUCCAUCUUGCGGUACCAGGGGUAUCUGCCCUACGACCGGAGCGGGGACUGGCUCUACUCGUUUCUGGAAAUCGCAGCGCUCUCGCUCUGUUGCGGGGUCAUUUACCUCGUGACCGUGCGCUACAACUCGACGUACGAGCUGCGGUAUGACACGUUUGGAUGGCUCCACCUGCCGACAGAGCUCGGGGCACUCUACAUCCUCUUGCCGUGUAUGCUGUUUGGCAUGCUCAUUCACCCCAACUUGAACCGCAAUUGGCUCUCGGACGUCUCCUGGACGAUUGCACUGUACAUUGAGGCCGUCGCGAUCUUGCCGCAGCUGUUUAUGUUUCAGAAGCGGGGCGGUGGCGCGGUGGAGUCGUGUAUCUCGCACUUUGUGUACGCACUGGCUUUCGGCAGCUUCUUGCAUCUUGUGUUCUGGUUCUCGUCGUACCACGAACUUGGCGAAAAAGACGCGGGCCAGCACGUUGGCUACACAGUGAUUUUCGCUCAGAUCGGCCACAUGCUGAUGAUGGCGGAUUUUCUAUACUACUACUUCAAGAGCAUGAAAGAAGGAGGUCCAAUGAUGCUUCCUUCGCAUGGCGCCUACCAGGUGUAG